Messenger RNA from Pleuronectes platessa (European plaice), 1386 nucleotides. RefSeq names its product acidic leucine-rich nuclear phosphoprotein 32 family member A. NCBI's taxonomy places the organism in Eukaryota, Metazoa, Chordata, Actinopteri, Pleuronectiformes, Pleuronectidae. The coding region runs from base 425 to 685 and encodes 86 amino acids. The record is from RefSeq and is a predicted model, not a curated record. The transcript is spliced from 2 exons.
CACACACACACACACACACACACACACACACACACAGACACACACAGUGUCCCUGGGCUUGUCAGCUCUAAUAAUAGGGGGGAUCGGGUUCUGGACGAUCAGUCGACUGCAGCUCGUCACAAUAACUGGAGGAGGAGGAGCUCUUUCUUUCUUUCUUUCUUUCUCCUCCGUUGCUCACUCACUCUUUCAUUCGCUUCUUUUCUCUGUGACAUGAUCUCCUUGAUCAGUUACUGCUGCUUCACUGGAACUUUUUAAACUUGUGUGAUAGUUCCCUCAAAGUCCUCGGUAAUGUUUUUAAAUAGUUUAGUAGUAUAACUUUUUGCUGUUAUCAGAUAUUUGAAUUGAUUAAUCAGGAGCUGAGAGGAUUCGUCUGCAGGCACUUUGCUCGGUCCUGUUUGGGUUCAGCUGAGACCCGAGGAGGUCCAUGCAGCGUUACCGCCACUAUGGCGCCUCCUACUCCUCCUCCUCUGCUCCUGUAGAGGAGGCCGAGGCCCUGGAAGACGAGGAGGAGGAGGACGAGGAGGAGGAGUAUGCUGAAGAGGAGGUGUGUGAGGAGGAGCAGCCGCUGUUAGAGGAGGGGGUGCAGGCCGUGGUCCAGGACACAGGAGGCGUUAAUGAGGAGGAGGUCCCACAGAGGAAGGGGGAGGUGACACCUGCUGUCUCUGAGACAGGUAAGAAGGAAUGAUCAGCCAGGUCUGGUCUGGUCUGGUUUGGUUUGGUGUGGCCUGGUCUGGUUUGGUUUGGCCCUGUCUGGUUUGGCCUGGUCUGGUCUGGUUUGGUUUAGCAUGGUUAGUGUCUGUGUACUAUGAGUAAAGCUCAGUGAUUUGUUACUGAGACCUGAUGUGUUUGGUUUGUUGUGAGUUGUCUUUGCCUGCUGUGAGUCACUUUGACCUUGUGUGCUGCAUGGUGUCUGUGUAAACACUUCCUGUCCCUGGUUUUCACAAUAAAAGCCUCCAGUAAGGACAGUUAUGUGGCUUUUAUUGGUUUAGAUGCAGGAGAUUUGAAGUAAUAUUGGAUCCUGAUUUAGCUGGAUGUGGUUUCUGAUGGGCCUGGAUUAGGUGUUUAUACGACUCGUGGUUUGUGAAUCAACUGACGUGAAUCAUGUAAAAAUAAAGACAAUUAACAUGUGUAAUUUAUUUAACAGAAACACGAGGAUAUUCAAACUUAGAAGUAGUAAGUAAAUGAAGAAGGGAUUUCAACAGGCGUCUUUUGGGACUUAUCUUAUUUUCUAAAUAUUUAUCUGAAUUAUUUACAACUUAAAACCAUGUGACGAGUCCUGUUGACCACAGACUCAGCGUCUCCUAAAGGUCCAGUCUGUGGACUUUAUCUGGAGUAUUCAAACUUUUAUUAGGUUCACUGGUACAAAAUCAUAAUAAUAAUGCAUCU